This is a messenger RNA of Sitophilus oryzae (rice weevil), 1490 nucleotides long. RefSeq names its product phospholipid phosphatase homolog 1.2 homolog. Gene Ontology annotation, molecular function: phosphatidate phosphatase activity. The coding region runs from base 527 to 1438 and encodes 303 amino acids. The record is from RefSeq and is a predicted model, not a curated record. Gene Ontology annotation, biological process: phospholipid metabolic process; phospholipid dephosphorylation; signal transduction. NCBI's taxonomy places the organism in Eukaryota, Metazoa, Arthropoda, Insecta, Coleoptera, Curculionidae. The transcript is spliced from 5 exons.
CCACAAUAGAUCUGAGAAGGUCGCAGUGGAUCAGGCCGAAUGCCACCUCUAAGAAUCUAAUCUAAUCUAAUAAUAUGAACUGCGCUUCUAAUUUUAGUACCAUUACUUUAUUAUUAAAAAAAAUGAUAACCUUGUAGAAUCAUAUUAAAAAUACAUAAUGAUUAGAAAUAUAAAAAUGAGUAGCUAACAUUCAAUCAUUUCUGAAUAAACUAUAGCUUUACUUAAACCUAUCUCGAUACCUAUUAAUUGAGCUUUAAUUUAUUAUACUACAUAAUUUAUUGAUAAUUUGUUCUUAAUGAUUGCCUAAUACUAUUAUUUACAAAUAUUGAAAAGGUUUACAUUAGUUAAACAAGUUCCUCGUUAAUUAAAAAAGUUUACGCUAUUUUUGUUUUAAUUUUUAUGGUAAAAUGAAUUUAUAUGAAUAAGUAUACUUAACUACUUAUGAUCGACAUAAAUUGUGCAGUUACACCUAACAUACUACCAUACUUAAAAUCUCUUGAUGAAGGACCAUAACUACUUGAACUAGAUGGCGUCAGUUUCUGUGAAAGACGAAGACCUACCAGACGUAGUUUACUUUAGAUUUUUGGACGAAAAUGGCAGAAUUAGCAAAGAAUCUAUUAAGAAUGCCCUUAUUAAACCACCUUAUCCAGCUAAAUACUAUUGGAAUGUCAUACUGUUUAUUUUAGCUUUAAUAGUGUUCCUUUUAUGGAACUUCGGCGUCAUACCAGGCAACAAACUGGGAUUUUUCUGCCAAGAUCCCAUUUUUUCACAUAAAUAUGAAGGAGACACAAUUUCAGCCACAACACUAGGUCUAGGAGUGGCUUUGUUACCUGUUCUGGUCUGGUUCAGCGUAGAAAGAUUGAGACAGGGAUCAAUGAGAAAGUGUAUCAGUUUAAAAUGUUUUUUUCAUUUUUACCUCUUCGCUAAACAGUUUAUAAUUGGAGUUCUUGGAGUUGGUAUAGUUGCAGAAAUAGCUAAAACUAUAGUGGGUGAACACAGGCCGCAUUUCUUCGACACCUGCAGGCCCGAUACUAAUGUAAACUGUACCCCAGGUAGCUAUAUUUCCUCAUUUACCUGCACCAACACGUUGGUAGACCGAAUAGAUUUGAUCGACUCAUCUAGAUCGUUUCCCAGCGGUCACUCUGCAUUGAGUUGGUUUACCGCUAUUUUCUGUGCAUAUGUCGUUCAAAGACGUUUACCCAGCCACAUUGUAGGUACAUCAAUCAAACUCUUGAUGCUGGGUAUAUGCGUAUCGUUUGGAUUGGUGUGUUCUUUAAGUAGAAUCACCGACAGGAGACAUCAUUGGUGGGAUGUCCUCGCAGGUACGGCAAUAGGAAUUUCAGGAGCGGCGCAUAUGAUCAGGAUUACUGAAAGGCAUUACAGAAUACUUAAGGAACAGCUGUUAGAAGUUGGAGAAAGGGAUAUUGAUGAAGUUUAGUAGGAAUAAUCCAAAUAAUACCCUCUAGUUUGAAACAUAGUUAUUUAAUUAU